AUGAGCACCCUAUCCCCCGCCUGCAGCCAGCCGAAAAAUAACAGCGACCUGUACUCGGAAACAAACGACAGUGCUCGAGUGGGUCUUCAUCUGCUGGUUCUCGCGCGGGCCCCCGCGUCUGAGGUCUCUGAGGAUCUACCGGAGCCGACGGGCCUACUCCCCGAUGGCUGUCGGAAAUUCAAGUUCGAGUCGAAACAGCACGAGAAGGGCGGACAUUCCGCGGCGUACGACGUUCUGGAGGCGCUGGUCGGGGACAUCCGCAAGUUCUUCGGGAAGAGUGGGGCAGAUUACGGAGUUAUAUAG
Messenger RNA from Epithele typhae, 303 nucleotides. RefSeq lists its product as uncharacterized. The record is from RefSeq and is a predicted model, not a curated record. Lineage: Eukaryota; Fungi; Basidiomycota; Agaricomycetes; Polyporales; Epitheliaceae. The transcript is spliced from 2 exons. The coding region runs from base 1 to 303 and encodes 100 amino acids.